Molecule: messenger RNA, 1578 nt
Organism: Aspergillus aculeatinus CBS 121060
Lineage: Eukaryota; Fungi; Ascomycota; Eurotiomycetes; Eurotiales; Aspergillaceae
Gene: coaT
Product: acetyl-CoA hydrolase ACH1
Exons: 4
Coding region: 1-1578 (525 amino acids)
Biological process (GO): acetate metabolic process
Cellular component (GO): mitochondrion
Molecular function (GO): acetate CoA-transferase activity; acetyl-CoA hydrolase activity
Source: RefSeq, a predicted model, not a curated record
AUGUCAGCCUCCGCCCUCCUAAAAAGCCGUGUCCGGCGACCCUCUUACCUCAAGAAGCUGGCCAAGGCCGAGGACUUGAUUGACCUCUUCCCCCAUGGAUCGUACAUCGGCUGGUCCGGAUUCACGGGUGUUGGAUAUCCCAAAAAAGUCCCCACGGCUCUGGCCGACCACGUCGAGAAGAACAACCUCCAGGGCAAGUUGAAAUACAGCCUGUUCGUGGGCGCCUCGUCUGGCGCCGAGACGGAGAACCGGUGGGCGCGGUUGAACAUGAUCGAGCGGCGGAGUCCCCAUCAGGUCGGCAAGGAGAUCGCAAGGGGUAUCAACACCGGGGAUAUUAAGUUCUUCGAUAAGCAUCUGAGCAUGUUUCCUUCGGAUUUGGUUUAUGGCUGGUACACACUCAACAAGCCCAAGAACCGGCUUGACGUGGCCGUCAUCGAGGCCUCGGCCAUCACGGAGGACGGCGGCAUCAUCCCCGGUGCCUCGGUGGGCGCCUCCCCUGAGUUCGUCCAGAUGGCCGACAAGAUCAUCAUCGAGGUCAACACGGCCAGCCCCUCGUUCGAGGGUCUGCACGACAUCGUCAUGUCGGACAAGCCCCCACUCCGCAAGCCCUACCUGAUCAUGCAGCCCGAGGACCGCAUUGGCACCCCGCACAUCCCCGUCGACCCGGAGAAGGUCGUCGCCAUCGUCGAGUCCGACUACCCGGACCAGACGCAGCCCAACGCCCCCGAGGACGCCGGCUCGCAGGCCAUCGCCAGCAACCUGAUUGAGUUCCUCAAGCACGAGGUCAAGCACGGCCGCCUGCCCCAGAACCUGCUCCCGAUCCAGUCGGGCAUUGGCAACAUCGCCAACGCGGUCAUCGGCGGCCUCAGCAAGGGCGGCGCGGACUUCACCAACCUGAAGGUGUGGACCGAGGUGCUCCAGGACUCGUUCCUGGACUUGUUCGACAGUGGCAACCUCGACUUCGCCACCGCGACCUCCAUCCGCUUCUCGCCCGACGGCUUCAAGCGCUUCUACGACAACUGGGAGCGGUACGCGGGCAAGCUCCUCCUCCGCCCGCAGCAGGUCUCCAACUCGCCUGAGAUCAUCAGACGGCUGGGCUGCAUCGGCAUGAACACCCCCGUCGAGGUGGACAUCUACGCCCACGCCAACAGCACCUGCGUGAUGGGCUCGCGCAUGCUGAACGGCCUCGGCGGCUCGGCCGACUUCCUGCGCUCCAGCAAGUACAGUAUCAUGCACACCCCCAGUACCCGGCCCAGCAAGGUGGACCCCACCGGUGUCAGCUGCAUCGUCCCCUUCUGUACCCACAUCGACCAGACGGAGCAUGAUCUGGAUGUUGUCGUCACCGAGCAGGGUCUCGCCGACGUCCGCGGCCUCUCCCCCCGCGAGCGCGCCCGCGUCAUCAUCGACAAGUGCUCCCACCCGGACUACAAGCCCAUCCUCACCGAUUACCUGGACCGGGCCGAGUUCGAGUGCCUCAAGAAGGGCAUGGCGCACGAGCCCCACCUGCUCUUCCAGGCGUUCAAGAUGCACCAGAAUCUGCAGGAGAAGGGCACGAUGAAGAUCAACUCUUGGGAGUAA